Bombus pyrosoma is the source of this 675-nucleotide messenger RNA. Its product is annotated as thioredoxin-2-like. The record is from RefSeq and is a predicted model, not a curated record. NCBI's taxonomy places the organism in Eukaryota, Metazoa, Arthropoda, Insecta, Hymenoptera, Apidae. Gene Ontology annotation, molecular function: protein-disulfide reductase activity. The transcript is spliced from 4 exons. Bases 145 to 462 code for a protein of 105 amino acids.
GAAAAGUGUGAGAGAGGGAGGAACACAAUUACUGAGGAGGAUUCUGAAUUCCGACCACAGCGCUCAGUCGUUGACGAACAUCGAAACCGUUGGUUCUAUACUACUUGUAGUCAAGCGUUAACAUAUUUCCUAGAAGAAACAAAAAUGGUCGUCCAAGUUAUGAAUGCCGCUGAUUUGAAAAGCCAGCUUGAGAAAGCUGGAGAUAAUUUAGUUGUAGUUGAUUUCUUUGCUACAUGGUGUGGGCCUUGCAAGAUGAUUGCGCCCAAACUGGAAGAGUUAUCAAAGGAAAUGGAAGAUGUUAUCUUUUUGAAAGUUGAUGUAGAUGAAUGUGAAGAAAUUGCUAGUGAAUAUGGAAUUAGCAGUAUGCCUACCUUUGUUUUCAUCAAAAACAGUAAAGUGCUGGAAACCUUCUCAGGUGCUAAUUACGACAAACUUAAAAGCACAAUUCAGAAGCAUAAGUGAAUAAAUAAUUUUAAUGGCAAAAGUAUUUUUGAACAGAAUUGUCUAUUGGUUAUCAUUAAUCAAUAAAGGUAACUAGCAAAAAUUUCAUAAUCAGUAAAUAUGAAAUUAUGUAUUACUUGCAAAAUGUAAGGGACAUAAUUUUUUGUCAAUACAUUGUCAGUUUUAUUAUACAUAUUUUGUUGCAAAAUAAAAUGUAAUCAGCUUAUAAAAAAA